GUCAGAAGUGGACCAUAGAUUCCAGGUGACGGAUAGCCUGUCCUCUAACUGAGAGAUCUAUUCAGUACACCGUUUCAGUCCACCGUUCUACGAUCUUCGACGCGUGCUUGGCUCAUCCGCCAAGGGGGCUGUCUCCCCCACUUCUGUCCUUCUGCCAGCUGUGUUCCCAUAUAAGAAGAGACGGAAGUAUAAAAUGUAGGCCAGACAAGAUAGGUAGGGCGUAAGAGAGCGUACGUAACAAGAGUCAACGCCAAGAAAGACAAAACAGCAACAACCAUGACCAUCAUCAGCAUCUCCGCCGCUCCUGGCAGCGACAUCUGGCGAAAGCCACCCCAAACCAACAUCUUCAACGCACCAACCAACACCCCAUCCUCACCAUCCCGCGCCAUCGGCCCCCUCCCCUCCUUCGUCUCCGCCCGCCUCUCCUUCUCCUUCGCCUGGUCCGUCCAGUACGACCAAGCCGGCCUCCUCCUCUCGCUCCGCAAGAAGGGCUCCUCCGACACCGCCGCCCCGCCGACAAAGUGGAUCAAGACCGGCGUCGAGUUCUACGACGGGACCCCCCGCCUAUCGACCGUGGCCUGCGACGCCUGGGCCGACUGGAGCGUGGGGCCGCUCGAGCCCGACGCCAGCGGCGAGACGGAAUGGACGACGGUGUCGGUCGAGCGCGCCGGCGACCAUCACGGCGCCAGCCUGUGGGUGUAUCGGGUGCUCGCUGACGGGACCAAGGUGCCGCUGCGGGAGGUGUGCUGGGUGUACGGCGGCGGGACCGGCGCGGACGCGCCGGCCGAGUGGGAGGUGAGCGUCGAGGCGUUUGCGGCCCGGCCGGCCCCGGAUGCAGCGGCGGGGGAGCUGGUGGCUAAGGUUAAGGAUUUUGAGGUCAAGUGGGAUGAUGAGUAGGGGGAUAUCACGGGGACACAGUAAUGGGGUUGUCGUGUCACCACAUUCACGAGGGAAGAGGCGGAAACAAGAAAGUGAGGUGGCCGAAUCUCCCAUUACCUAGCCCCUCAAACGGGCGUAGAGCCAACGGGGCCGCGGAACCGCCGUCCAUUUGGGGACGGCGAGUCUCACGGCCGGAUGAAGUAGAGUUCAUCAAGAAGUCGUCGUCAUCAUCAGUCAUUACAAAUGAGUGAUCACCAGCUCGUUGUGCGCUAGCGAGAAAAGAAACCACCAUGCAGGCCCAAAAUUCUGCUUACGAAGUCCAGACAUCACCAUCCCUUGGGGGAGUGUAUACACCCCCCGUAUCUUUUUUCCGCCUGACAAAGGAAAACUGUGUGUGUGUGCGCGCAAGAGAUGCGAUGUACGGCAGCGAAGGGGGA
This is a messenger RNA of Phialemonium atrogriseum, 1316 nucleotides long. RefSeq lists its product as uncharacterized. NCBI's taxonomy places the organism in Eukaryota, Fungi, Ascomycota, Sordariomycetes, Cephalothecales, Cephalothecaceae. The transcript is spliced from 3 exons. Bases 277 to 897 code for a protein of 206 amino acids. The record is from RefSeq and is a predicted model, not a curated record.